This is a messenger RNA of Rubroshorea leprosula, 1138 nucleotides long. The record is from the annotation of a GenBank genome assembly. Lineage: Eukaryota; Viridiplantae; Streptophyta; Magnoliopsida; Malvales; Dipterocarpaceae.
AGUCAUCCAUAAACCCUAAAACCCCUUCUGCUUUUGUCUUCAUUCUCUUGUUGAAAACCCUGCAAAACCCCUCUUGAAAUGGCAGGAAGCCAAGCAACCAACAUCUUGAUGAACAUCGCCCGCGCAGCAUUAGGACUCGGGGCUGCCGCCUCUCUCGCCAACGCGUCGCUGUACACGGUGGAUGGUGGACAGCGUGCUGUUCUGUUCGACCGGUUCAGGGGAGUGAUCGAUGAGACGGUGGGUGAGGGGACUCACUUCCUCGUCCCCUGGCUCCAAAAGCCCUUCAUCUUUGAUAUCCGCACCCGCCCUCACACAUUCUCCUCCGUCUCUGGUACCAAAGAUCUCCAGAUGGUCAACCUAACCCUUCGGGUUCUCUCCCGUCCUGAGGAAUCACGUCUUCCCUAUAUUUUCCAACAUCUUGGUCUUGAGUAUGAUGAGAAGGUGCUUCCCUCCAUUGGCAAUGAGGUCUUGAAAGCUGUUGUUGCACAAUUCAAUGCUGACCAGCUUCUCACUGAUCGUCCUCAAGUAUCUGCCCUGGUCCGAGAAUCACUUAUUAGACGUGCAAGGGACUUCAACAUUACAUUGGACGAUGUAGCAAUUACACACCUUUCAUAUGGAGCAGAGUUCUCAAGAGCAGUGGAGCAGAAGCAGGUGGCACAGCAGGAGGCAGAGCGAUCAAAGUUUGUAGUCAUGAAGGCUGACCAGGAGAGGAGGGCUGCUAUUAUUCGUGCAGAAGGUGAAAGUGAGUCCGCUCAGCUCAUUUCUGAUGCCACUUCAAAGGCAGGCAAUGGACUGAUUGAGCUAAGGAGGAUUGAGGCAUCAAGGGAGAUAGCUUCAACUCUUGCAAGGUCACCAAACGUUGCAUACCUGCCAGGUGGACAGAACAUGCUCCUGGCUCUCAAUCCCAGCAGGCCAUGAUUGAGUUGCCUGAAUCUGCUUAGGUUCUUGCCUUUUCUAUUGGAAACAUUUUGGUAUUUUUAUAUUUAAAACUGCAAAACUAACUUUUGAGGAACCAAACGUUUAGUUUGAAGAAAGCUGUUCACAUUAAGUGGGGUGUCCAAAGCAUUAGAUUGAGAUUAACAGAUUUAAGUAUACGCUCUCUUGCUCUUUCUGGCAUCAAUAAUAUUUGUGCGAUCAU